Molecule: messenger RNA, 725 nt
Organism: Nestor notabilis (Kea)
Lineage: Eukaryota; Metazoa; Chordata; Aves; Psittaciformes; Psittacidae
Product: E3 ubiquitin-protein ligase UHRF2-like
Exons: 3
Biological process (GO): negative regulation of gene expression via chromosomal CpG island methylation; protein ubiquitination
Molecular function (GO): ubiquitin protein ligase activity
Source: RefSeq, a predicted model, not a curated record
CUAGAAGAUGGACACACUUUGUUUGACUACAAUGUUGGACUAAAUGACAUAGUUCAGCUUUUGAUACGUUCUGAAUCUGAAGCUCCUACCGCGGCUUCUGUGCCAGAUCAGGAUGGAGACGUAAAUCCCCGUGCUGUUUCCAACUGCAAGAAUAAAGUCAAAAAAACAACCAGUGGAUCACCCAGUCAGCCAUCUACAUCAUCUCGCUCAUUUCUCAUUGAUCCUGGCAUUGGAUUAUACAAGAUAAACGAAUUGGUGGAUGCCCGUGAUGUCAGCAUUGGAGCCUGGUUUGAAGCUCAUAUAGAAAACGUUACUAGAGCAACAAAGGGACAUAAGAAUGGUAAAGCUCAAGGAAAGAGAGGUAACACUUACAAAAGGACUAAUGGAAACUUAAGUCAAGAUCAUUCUAGAGAAAAUGCAAAUAAUUUGGACAGUACGCCAUCCACAUCUUAUUCAGACUGUAUGGACGCUGGUGAAGAAGCUAUUUAUCAUAUCAAGUAUGACGAGUACCCAGAGAAUGGCAUAGUAGAAAUGGACACCAGUAAUCUUCGACCCCGAGCAAGAACCAUUCUGAAGUGGAGUGAACUGAAAGUGGGUGAUGUGGUGAUGGUUAACUACAAUGUUGAGACUCCAGAAGAAAGAGGAUUUUGGUUUGAUGCAGAAAUUACCUCUUUGAGAGAAAUCUCAAGGACUAACAAAGAGGUUCAUGCUAAAAUUCUGCUGGG